GGGUGGCUUCCGUGGGCUAGAGACGUGCACGCAGACAACCCUAAACCUUUUUCCCUCUCCUCCUCAAACUGUCUCUCUCCUCACCCACCGCACCUACCCCCCGCUCGAACUCCUUACUCCUUAUACAUCUAAGGCUUAUACAUCUCUCUCUCUGUCUCUCUCUGCAGAUGACUCUCUCCCUCUCCCUCUGAUUUUCGAUCCUCUGUUUUCUCCGCCUCCUCUGUGUUUCAUCAAUGGAGGCUUCAUUGCUUAUGAGAUCGUCUUGUUGCUCCCCCGCGAUUGGGUUCCUCGACCAUCGACGCGAGUUAUCACCCAUUUGCACUCUUCUUCCUUCUCCAAUUUCCAAACCUUCCUUCUCUGUUCGUUGUUCUCUUCCUCCUCCCUCGAAGCCACGCUCUGGAACCAGCUCCGUUCAUGCCGUAAUGACUCUCGCUGGAUCAUUGACAGGAAAGAAACGAGUGGAUGAAAGCGAGAGCUUGACUCUCGAAGGUAUUCGAAGCUCUUUGAUCCGUCAAGAAGACAGCAUUAUAUUUGGCUUGUUGGAGAGAGCCAAGUACUGUUACAAUGCAGAUACCUAUGAUCCUACUGCUUUCGACAUGGAUGGUUUCCACGGCUCUUUAGUUGAGUACAUGGUCAAAGGCACUGAGAAGCUUCACGCUAAGGUUGGUAGGUUCAAGAGCCCUGAUGAACAUCCCUUCUUCCCUGACGAUUUGCCAGAGCCUAUGUUGCCGCCUCUCCAGUACCCAAAGGUUUUGCACUUUGCUGCUGAUUCGAUCAACAUAAACAAGAAGAUAUGGAACAUGUACUUUAGAGACCUUGUACCAAGAUUAGUGAAGAAAGGCGAUGAUGGUAAUUACGGAUCAACAGCUGUCUGUGACACUAUCUGCCUUCAGUCUCUUUCAAAGAGGAUCCAUUACGGUAAAUUUGUUGCAGAGGCCAAAUUCCAAGCUUCACCUGAGGCAUACGAGGCCGCCAUUAAAGCACAAGAUAAAAACGCAUUGAUGGAUAUGCUAACAUUCCCGACCGUGGAAGAGGCCAUAAAGAAGAGAGUUGAGAUGAAAACACGAACAUACGGGCAAGAAGUGAAAGUGGGCAUGGAGGAGAAAUCAGAAGACGAAGAAGAGCAAAAUGGAUCUCAGGUUUACAAAAUCAGCCCGAUCUUGGUCGGGCACUUGUAUGGAGAUUGGAUCAUGCCCUUGACAAAAGAAGUUCAAGUGGAGUACUUGCUCAGAAGACUAGACUGAAAAAGAAAAAAAAAAUGGCUUUGGUACUAUAGUAGUAAAGGUUUUUUGGAAUGUUUUUUGGUUUUUUUUUUUGUUUACUUUACAAAUCUCUGAAUGUUAUUACACUAUUAUAAUCCCAUGCUUGGUUCCAUUGUACAAAGAUUGCCAGUGGCUUUCAAGGUUUACAUGCUAAACGGUGUGUUAUGUACACAUUCUUAAUUGUGAAAUCAAAGAGAUAA
This is a messenger RNA of Eutrema salsugineum, 1462 nucleotides long. RefSeq names its product chorismate mutase 1, chloroplastic. Gene Ontology annotation, cellular component: cytoplasm. NCBI's taxonomy places the organism in Eukaryota, Viridiplantae, Streptophyta, Magnoliopsida, Brassicales, Brassicaceae. The coding region runs from base 234 to 1244 and encodes 336 amino acids. Gene Ontology annotation, molecular function: chorismate mutase activity. Gene Ontology annotation, biological process: chorismate metabolic process; aromatic amino acid biosynthetic process. The record is from RefSeq and is a predicted model, not a curated record. The transcript is spliced from 6 exons.